AUGGGAAAGAUUAUCUUCUACGAGGAUAGAAACUUUGGUGGCCGUUACCAUGAGUGCAUGAGUGACUGUCCUGACCUCCAUUCGUAUUUUAACCGCUGUCACUCUAUUAGGGUCGAAAGUGGCUACUUUAUGGUCUACGACCGGCCCAACUUCAAGGGCCACCAGUACUUUCUGAAGAGGGGCGACUACCCCGAUUACAUGAGUAUGAUGGAAAUGAGCGAUUGCAUCCGAUCCUGUCGUAUGAUCCCUGUGCAUCGUGGUUCCUUCAGAAUGAGGCUGUAUGAACGUUCUGACAUGGGUGGCCGGAUGAUGGAGCUCAUGGAUGAUUGCCCCAACCUCAUGGACCGAUUCCACAUGUCUGACUUCCAGUCCUGCCAUGUAAUGGAUGGUCAUUGGCUUAUGUAUGAGCAGCCCAACUACACAGGCAGGCACUUCUAUCUGAGACCUGGCGAGUACAAGAGGUACAGCGAUUGGGGUGGAAUGAGUUCCAGGAUGGGCUCCAUCAGACGGGUAAUGGAUCUCUAA
Paramisgurnus dabryanus is the source of this 525-nucleotide messenger RNA. The record is from RefSeq and is a predicted model, not a curated record. NCBI's taxonomy places the organism in Eukaryota, Metazoa, Chordata, Actinopteri, Cypriniformes, Cobitidae.